UCUUUCCAAGCGAACAGCGGCUCCCGCUUUUGCUCCUGGCUGAUGUACUGUGCUCCGUUCUGCAGAUGCCUUUUUUCACCAAGUUCGUGACAACCAUCACCCCACCGGGGCAGCCCACUACCCUAAAGAUCUUGCUCCAUGACCAGCCAGGACCCGAUCUUACAGCCCUUCUCACAGCAGCAGCCUGGUUAAAAUCAGUGCUAGAGCUCACCUGAACACGGGAUGCAGGACUGUGCCGUACUCCUCCUGCUACCCGCUUGCACUGGGCUCUCCUUCCACUGGGUCCGGACAGGGAAGCCAGUGCUUCCAGCCUCCUGGACUGCAAGGGAGAUAAAGGAGAGAGCAUCCAGCCCCUCCACCAGUACUGAGGAACUUGAAGCAUCCCAGCCACGACGCAGCAAAACUUCUGUAUGCAGCAUUAUUGCCCACAUUGCCAAAAUGCACAUGCCAGAGCACACCCCUCCACCCUGAUGGUUUCUGAUGCAGGAGCUGGGAUACAUCAUGAGGCUGAACGAGGGGCCGACCAGAUCCUUUCAGGCUCCCGUGACCGUCCGUAACUACCCGAGCAGCCACGUCUAUGUGUUUCCAGAUGGCCGGUGGGACUCGGAUGAGUCAUCGGAGGAAGAGUUUGACGUCGUGGAGCUACGCCCGAGGGGCAAGGAGCAGCAGAGACGCGCGGCUUCCCGGGAGAAGGUCGGGGACGUGGUGCUGCUGGAACGAGAGAUCACGGCGGGCGACAGCCUUAACAAGCUCGCUCUGCAGUACGGCUGUAAAGUUGCAGAUAUCAAGCGCAUCAACAACUUCAUCCGGGAGCAGGACUUGUACGCUCUGAAGUCCAUCAAGAUCCCUGUAAAGACCCAUGGGGUGUUAACCGAGACCAGCAAAGAAUUAAAAGCUCCUCAGAGUGAACGUGCCCAGGCCGCCCUGACCCUCGUUGAUCCACCGGGGCCUGAGGAGGCAGCCUCGAGCAGCAGCUUUGUUGAAUCCGGGCACCUGACUGACUACUUUAAAGAGAUCGACAAGAGUAUUCAGGAUGUGGUGCAGUCGGAAGUCAGUAUAAACGUAGACUGCGUUGAGGCACCAAACUGGCUACCUGUCGGCUCUGGAAGACCGAAAGAGGCCAGUACAGGGGCAGACUGUGGAAUCCAGUGGUGGAAUGCGGUUUUCAUCAUGCUCCUGAUAGGAAUCGUCCUGCCGGUCGGCGAAUAUCCCGGUCCAGGGUGCUGGGAUGACAUAAAGGAUCAUGACACUCAAUAUUGCUGUUUUGAGAUACGUUAUUGCUGAUGCAGCCUCUUCCCGGCCUGAGGACGCACACGGACAGCACUGGUGUUUGCAGCAGCCCGGAAGCUGAAGAAGUGGUGUCCACGGCCAGGGGAGCUGCCAGCUGUGGUGCCUGAGUGCUGCCCCGAGGGCUGGACUGACCAGGGCAGGAUUGGGACAUGGUUUGGACACGGGGCUCUUUUGCAGCGAGGAGGAAGCUCUGGGCAGGAGCCAGGGGAGAAACCUCUGUUGUUUUUAAAAGGUGCCAAAAUCCUCAGGUUUCAUAAGGCAGCUGUGUCUAUUUUAAAUACAAAUGUAUUUUCUUCUGUGAAGGAAACUCUGUCCCUUUUGUUCUCUGAGGGUUGAUGUGAAACUUCUGAAUGGCGAAUGAGUCAAUAAAAGCACAACGGGAACUA
This is a messenger RNA of Alligator mississippiensis (American alligator), 1676 nucleotides long. RefSeq names its product LysM domain containing 4 (gene LYSMD4). Lineage: Eukaryota; Metazoa; Chordata; Crocodylia; Alligatoridae. The transcript has 5 exons. The record is from RefSeq and is a predicted model, not a curated record. Bases 481 to 1284 code for a protein of 267 amino acids.